GAGCAGGCUCCAGCAGGGAACAAAAGGGGCAACUCCCUCCCGGCUCCCUGGCUCAGAGGUGGUAGAGUCACCCGUCUAGGAGAGUGGCUGCUCGGGCAGAUAGUUCCCUGGGGCUGUUAGGCAAGACUGGAAGGCGGUAGGUUGCAUUGACCGAGCUGUGGUGAAAUAGUUGCAGCCUUGGAGUUUCUCGUGUGCGUGCCUUGCUGGACCCUGGAGACCAUCGGUCGCUGCUUGUGGUGUCAGUGGUUAUGGAGAAGGCAGGAUCCUUACUGGUUGCUUUGCACAGAGCAGCUACUUCAAACUUAGACCUGGAUGUGAAGAAGCCUACCCCACCCAAGCUGUUAUGGCAUCAACCUGUGAACAUAUUUUUGGCUCGACCUGUUGGUGUGGAGGACCUGCGCCAUGAAGCUGAGCUCAAUCUCCAGAGCUUGCUACAAGAAGAAUACGAGGAGCCAUAUUCUGAAGCCAAGAUCAGUGGUCAAACAUUCCGCUAUGCCAGCUCUCCUUCGGUGGAUAGGCAUCUUGAGUGCAGUCCUCGCCCCCCACCCACCAAACGCAUGGAGUUUGUCUUCAUGCCUACAAGCCAGCAAGUGAAGGAGAAUGAAGCCACAACCCUGGGGGUAAGAGUCCUGGAGCCUUCGCUUAGCUUACCGGCUACCCCGGACAAGCACAUGGCCUGGGCCCACGGAUCCCCUCUGCCUGCUCUGGAGGAAAAGAGAUUGCAACAGCCCUGUUCAACCCAAGCAAACAUUGUCCCCAUCAACAUCUCAGGGCAACCAUUCGCUAGGCACGCCAGUGCACGGCACUCCCUGUUUAAUACAGAGACCGCCAUGAAUCCCAAGUCUUUGUUGCGCCGAAGACGGACAGUGAUUGGUUUCCCGCACCUCUCUCUACGUGAUCCAGGAAGUAGCAAUGGACCCGUCCUCAACCCACCAGCCACCAUAGCUGAGUCGAUCUCUUGCAAUUUUGUCCCAGAUGUGGUCAGUGGGAGGAGCUCCACUCGCCAAGCCCGUUCUCCUCAGUCCCGGCCACAGCUACGAAAGACAUUCAGUGACCUUGGGGGAGUCCUACAGGGGCGAGGUUGCCAGAUACAAGCAGGGCGUGCUGAGAACUCCAGGGUGAUGUAUGCUAGUCCAUUGUGUAAUGGCCCCAAAGAGGACUCCACCUUUUCUCCUGGUUGCAGCACAUCCUCCUUCUGCUACAUGAGCCCUUCUGUGAGCCAAAAUGAGGUGGCAGCAGAGAAUGCAUCCCAGCUGUCUCCUUGCACACCCAGGGACACUCCAGAAGCAGAUCAACCUUCUUCCUUCUUCAUUAGCAAAGACAGCAUGGCUGGGAUCAAUGAGUGUGGGACGUUUUGCCCUUCUCCUGAGUCCCCCCUAGAGGCUGAAGGAGGCUCAAGAUGUGGAACAAGAGAAGCCAAAGCCCCUGGCGCCCUUGUCAACUCAAGUGAGGAGGAGUGUUCCCAACUGGAGAGGGAGAGAAUCCUGUGCAAGUUCCGUGAGAGGUCGCUGUCUGUCCCUACAGACACAGCCUCCCUGUGUUCGGUGGACAUUGGGGGCAGUGAGACCUGUGGCCUUAGUUAUCCCAGCGCCAGCUCUGAGGGGAGCACAAGCACAGACAACAUCUCACUGGCUGUGGAGCAGGGGGCCCGAAAGCAACGCCGACAGCGGACCAAGAGCAUCUCUCUCAAGAAGGCAAAGAAGAAACCCUGUCCGCCCACCCGCAGUGUCUCCUUGAUCAAGGAAGGGCAAGUGAGCAAAGCAGAGGUGAGUGAUGAGGCACUGCCCCAGGACCAGAGACCCAAAAGUCUGUGUUUGCUGCCUGAUGCGCAGGUCCAUAACAAAGUCCAAGGUGAUCCAACAAGGGAAUUGGAGAGCGUGCCGUAUGCCCAGCAGUGUUAUGUGCCUGAAUGGAAUUCCGGUGAUCCUUAUUGCUCCUUGUCUGGAUCCAGCACUGCUACUGGGACGACUGUAAUUGAACUGUCCAAGGUAUGUGGUAGUUCCGAGUCCCUCCCUUCUCCUUCUGUCUCCCGGGCCACCACACCAUCUCAGCUCUGUGCCGACAUGAGUUUGAAAACCUCCUCCCCCGGGAGGUUGACAGGGGUAAUGUCUCCCUCCAGUGGCUACUCCAGUCAAUCAGAAACUCCAACUCCAACUGUCCCAUCAUCCAUGGUUCUGGGUCAUGCUCCUCACCAGAGUGGGCGGACGAGGCCCCUGGUGCCUGAGAGGAAGUCCUCCCUACCCCCAGUCUCACCUAUGGAACGAAGCCCCAAGUCUCGGCUGUCAUUCGACCUGCCGUUCGCCCCACCAACUCAUCUGGAUCUCUCAGGCUUGAAGAUCUCACACAAGAGUAAAGCCAAAGUAAGCCGACACCACUCAGAUUCUACCUUUGGGGCCAAGAUCGGUCCAAAGCUGAGCCCAGUGCAGCCAGUUAUGCCAAUGGUGACCCAGCUGGACCUGCGCUCUGUCCGCUUGCGUUCCAUCAGCCGAUCUGAGAUUGAGGAUAACCUGGACAGUCCUGAGCCGGUUGAGGAGCCUGGCAAGAAGAUCCGGCCCCCGGUGGCAGAAAAACCACCCCUCUCCCGAAGGCCACCAAUGCUGUUGCAUAAAACUCCACCAGUCCAGGAGGAGUCUCCUGUGAGCUCUCCAACUUCUCCAGUGACACCACAGGGGUUGGUCCCUGCAGAGAAUAUUUAUGUGGUGGCCAGGAGGCCUGAACAUUUAUGGGAUGCAGGCACCUGGAGCCCCACAGAAUCCCCCUCUGCUGAGGGGGCAACUUCUCCCAUACAGGGCACCACAGGGACAUUUUUCUCCACUGUACGGAGGCUCUCUGAGGAUAGCUUGGAGGAGGAUGAGCAGAUGAAGGCCAAGCUUCUAGACGAGGGGGUGCCUGGGGGAGAGGGCCGUAAAUCUAAAGUCCCACCUCCUGUCCCAAAGAAGCCUAGUGUGCUUUACUUGCCGUUGGUGACUUCCCCGCUCCACCCAGGGUCUUGUCCUGGGGAUCAGAGGUUGCCUCCUAGCCCAGUCAUCAUGCUAGAUGAGGAUUCUGCCUACUCAGAACUGACCACCUACAAAGUGCUGUCCCCCGUUGCCAGUGAGAUGAAUGUAAGCCCAACUGGUGCAGAUGUAUCAUGGGGAGACAUUUCAGGGAACUCGGUGGGUUUGAAGAGCAAAGAGAAACGCUUUGUAAGCGACAAAACAGCUGAGUCAAUAACCGAGGAAGACGAUGAUGUCUUUGUGACAACCCGAACCACAGAAGAUUUAUUUACUGUCAUUCACAGAUCCAAGCGGAAGUUACUGGGUUGGAAGGAGCCCAGCGACUCUUUUGGCAACCGGCCAAAUUCCCAGAUGCCCACCAAGAACAUCACAGGGCUUAUGAGCAAUGAAUGCCCUCCCAGCACAAGCAGAACCUCAAGCAGAAAUGAAGACUUUAAGGCCCUCCUUCAGAAGAAAGGGGGCAAAGGGGCCUCGGGCAUCCGAACAUCUGCAGCUGAACUUCUCAAGACCACCAAUCCCUUGGCUCGGAGGGUCAUGACCGAGUUUGCUGUGGAUGGGACAAUCCAGAGCUCCAAAAUCCAGCCCUGAUUUUCUUUAAGAACAGGGUCAUCUCUUUGCAGUAUAUCAUCCUUAUCGUCCUCCAAGCUGACCUUAGGAGUGAGUCUAUUCCCCUUGAAGCUUCAGCAUCUGGGUUGAUUUGUUCCCUGAAGCCAAAACUUUUUCUGGU
Molecule: messenger RNA, 3723 nt
Organism: Python bivittatus (Burmese python)
Lineage: Eukaryota; Metazoa; Chordata; Lepidosauria; Squamata; Pythonidae
Gene: NHSL2
Product: NHS like 2
Biological process (GO): cell differentiation
Source: RefSeq, a predicted model, not a curated record